AUGGACACCAAGGAUAAUUUAUUCUACCAGAACAUUAUGAAUAAACCGGUGGAUAAACAUUCGUUUACGGACAACUCGAGUUAUUAUGCAAAGAGUAAGGAAAGCUCCGGGAUACCAAUUAUGUCCAAAACAGAGAGUGAUCUCAAGCCUGUGAGUGUACAUUAUAUUCCUCCCCUGAGACAAUUCAAGACAUAUUACGAGGGUAUGUUGGCCGAAGAAACAUAUAAAGGUUUUUCGCCUGAAGAAACUAUAUGCAGUUUGAAAGCAAGGUAUACUCCCAGCGAGACCGACUCGGACUUGGGGUCGAUUUACCCACGUACGCCUCGUGAAGACGAUUUCUCAAAAUUCAACGUUCGCUCACAGAGUGAGCUAACUGUGAGAAGUUGUUAUGACGAUGAUCUAAAGACUUUUUUAAAUGGCAACGAGAAAACCAAUCGUCCGACUGAUCCUGUGGAAAAUACGAUCAAAGAUUUGUCUGAUGAUAAACCAAUAGGAGACGAACAAGUCAAGUCGAUAAGCAGUUCACCCAGGCUGCUGAACGUACUGUGUAUUUGGCGAGAUAAAGUGCAAACUAUAAUAAUUUGUUUAAGACACCGAUCGCAUACACCUUAUUUGCAACGUUAUGAGCGAUCUCGCCUACGUCGCAUACUCGUUACUAUUAUUUCAAUUGCAUCUAUUGUUUGGUUACUUUGGACUGCCAAUUCCAAUGCUCCAAUUGAAUUGCUUAGUAGACAUUCUCCAGGUUAUGAUGAUGAAAUUUUUUCGCGGGCUGUAGUUGCUGCAGUGACGCGUCAGGUCGUCAUCAAGGAUGAUGCCGACAUGAAGGGUCCUCAUUUAAGAACAAUCAUUAGAGCUCUCGUUGCUGCUGAGAUUAAGAGUAGAUUCACAGAUGAAGCAGCACAAGAGUUUUCGGAAGCCUACGAUUCUGCUAGAACGAUCGAUAUCAAAGAUGAUAACGUGAUAGGUAUGAUAAGAAGCGAAACGAGCGAUAUAAUGAAAAAAAAAUUGGCUGCUUUUGAGGAUGAUUUAGUCGGCAAGACUGAUUAUGCUCUGCGUCCAGCUGGAGCCAAAAUCAUUGGGCCGAUUACAUCGAGGACAUUCGUUUUAUACCCAGAAUCAACAUUUCAGAGAUUGAUUGCCCAAACUGUCAAUUUCGGGACAGUGAGAGGGAAACCUCCAGUUACUGCCAUCCUGCCUGAUACCCAUGUUGGUCAAUGCUGGCCAUUCUCCGGCAAUCAAGGUCAACUCGGGAUUUUACUUAGUCGACGAAUAUACCCAACAGCCGUCACAUAUGAUCAUAUCAGUAAACAUGCAACAACGGAUGCGAGCAGCGCCCCUAAAGAUUUUGAAGUUUGGGGAUUCAUAGAUGACGAUGGAGGUAACAUACAGCGUGAUGACCAACCUGGACCGUCAGAAUUAGUUACCGAUGCCGACGCUGCCACCAUAGAAGAUCUAAAAGAUCCUAGUAUUGCAAGUAUCACGGGAGGAGGUAAAUUUGAACUCGGAUCCCUUCCAAGCCACGUACCUCUUGGUCAAUUUAGGUAUGACAUAAAUGGUCGUCCUGUGCAGACGUUCGAGUUGUCAGAGAGUGCGCGGCGAUUGAAAAAGCCUAUCAAAGGAAUUCUCUUGAAAAUCAAUAGUAAUUGGGAUAAUCCAAUGUAUACAUGUUUAUACCGCUUCCGUGUUCAUGGCGUGAAUGCAGAGGAUGAACAAGAAAAGAAUAUUUGA
Paraglomus occultum is the source of this 1728-nucleotide messenger RNA. The record is from the annotation of a GenBank genome assembly. Lineage: Eukaryota; Fungi; Glomeromycota; Glomeromycetes; Paraglomerales; Paraglomeraceae.